Messenger RNA from Drosophila miranda, 6849 nucleotides. Its product is annotated as mucin-5AC-like. The record is from RefSeq and is a predicted model, not a curated record. The coding region runs from base 1683 to 6353 and encodes 1556 amino acids. Lineage: Eukaryota; Metazoa; Arthropoda; Insecta; Diptera; Drosophilidae. The transcript has 9 exons.
AUUCUUCAGUUUGAUUCGAAACAGUUUGGUUGUUGCCGCCGGUCGCUUUUUGGUUUUGGCCAAGUGAAUGUCGUUCGAUUGCCACCAAGACGAUAUCGUCAAGUCGUUGAUUUGUAAGUGCCUCUCCCUCUUCUCUCUCUCUCUAUCUCUCUCUGCCGUUGAUCGGAGCAAGUGCGUCGGGUUCGGUUUGUUCGUUUGUUACGGGAAUUUCGUUUGUUUUUUCGUAUGCAAAGAGCGUAAUUUUGCAUUACCGUUGUUGUUUCGGUCGUCAUAAAAAGUGUCCGCGUCUCCGUCUCCCCACCAACCCCUGACGACCCCACGCCUCUUCUGGAGUGGAAAAUUUCACUUUGCUUCGAAAGCAAGUUUGCAUGGAUUAUUGCUUGUGUGGCCCCACUGUGCCGGGGGUGCUGCACUGCACUGCAGUGCACUCGUUUCGCCAACCGACAGCCAUAGGAGCACCCAUCCAUCUAAAUAGUUACUAACCGAGUAUAGCAUUGAGAUUCUGCUGACCUCCGGCAAUAAGUAGAAACUACCAUAAAAUGCAUAGGAAUUGUGCAUGGCAUGGAGAGAAGCCCCUCAAGUUAAUUAAAAGUUAUUAAUUUUUGUAUAAUUAGCCAAGCCAAGGUCAUUGGCUGAUAAAACGCGAAAGUUUCUAGAGGUAAAAGACCAAGCAACAGAAAAGAGAAAAAUCAGUGACAGCCGCACAGACAAAUCAAAUAAACGAAACGAAAAAUCACAUAAACAAUUGCAAACCAACCCACAAACAACAACAACAACAAAAAGAAGAAACAAAACGAACCUCCGCAAAGAUACAUACAUAUAUUAUGUGGCUCGUGUUUAUAUAGCAAAGACAGAUUCAAGGUGAAUGCUGCCAUUAUUUUUUGACAGAGUGCUCGAGAGCAACAAGUGAAAAUUUAUUGGGAUUUUUUGCAAGUUCGCGUGCUGCCAAAAGAGUGAAUAAUACAAAAAAUAGAUUAAAGAAACGGUGCCAAAAGCAUCGAAAAAUAAAUAAAAAAUUCCAUUAAAAAGUACAUCAAUUUGAAAUCAAUUUUAAGAUAGAGAAUAAAUUAAUAAAUGAAAGGAUAAUUUGGAUAAGUAGAAAUUAAUCAAAGAAGAAUGUGUAGGGUCUCGUCUCUCAGUUUAAUCUAAAAAUCUCUGUAUUCCAUAUUUGCGACCAAUUAAAUAUUCCAUUCCAUUCCAUUCAAAUAUCUAUUAGAACGAGUCCAUUGACAUUGGAGCAUCAUUAGGCCUCUCCAUAUACCAUAUACAGAACUUAGCCUACUCACACACAAUUCUAGUUAUACAUACAUAUACAGAGAAGAGGCAAAGCAGCCUUGAACCCUUCCUUACAUUAAGAUCCACAAACAAAUCGCAUUAUUAUUAAAUAUAUCUUAACGGUAUUCCCAAAACACAACGCUCGCUCCGCGAAAUGAUUCCAAAAACCCGUCCGAGAGCCCCAGCCUGCCCAAAAACAAUUUCUCGCUCUUGACUAAAUUCGGCUUUGGAGCCAUCAAUUAAAAAAAACAUACAAUAACAAAAUGCAAAUACCGAACAACAGAUAACUUAACGAUAAUUUACAAAAGCGCUUAUAAAAAGCUUCAACAAAAAGUUACAAAAAUAUUGCAAAUUACAAAUACAACAACAACAUUUUGGAUACAUUUUUGAGUUGAAAGCGAGAAACAAUGUCUGGCAAAGUGAAGCGACCGACGCUGUCAGCGUCGGUGCCCCUCUGCCAUAGCUUCUUCUACUUCUUCCCCGGCGGCACCAUCAUCUGGCUAUGUCUCUGCCUCUGCCUCGUCUUCUGCAGCGUCAGCGCACAAGAUACUUCCAGCUAUUAUUUCCCAUCACAAAAGCGAUUUGUGCCAUCUUCUGGUGCCUUUCCCCGACAGCAGCAGCAGUCGCUGGGUAACUUCCGCGGCAGCUCCGGAGGAUUCUCCCCAGCUCCGGGCUCCUACCAGGAGCAGCUCCUAUUCAUAGCCAAUGAGAAUGGCGCCAAACAGGUGCCGGCCGCUGCUGGCAGUUCGCCUUUCGGAUCGCCAUUUGGCGGCACCUCACAGUUUGCGAAAUCGCCACCGAAUCGCCAGUCGGACUAUUACGAUAUCUCGCCACGCCCCUUCGGAGUGCCCGCCGGGGCAGCAGCAGCAGCAGCGGCAGGCGGAGUUGGUGCAACGUCCGCGUCGUCGUCCACGGGACUGACCAACGGCUUCACACGCUCCAGGGCGAUACGCAACGGCAGCGUCGGCUCAGGGAACAGGCUGAGCGGCGGCUUUCAGCCCCAGACGCAGCGCAUCAAUGUGCCUCACCAGAAGACGCAGUUUCUGGCCCACUUCAGGGAGAGCGCCAAGCGUCCGACGUCCAGCAAACGUCCCUUUGGCAACAGCGGUGGGUUCUCGCCCACACGCACGCGCACACAGUCUCAGGCAACAGUCUCGUCCCUUUCCGAGUCUCCGGCCACCCCAGCGCCAAGUCCGUACAGGCCACGCAAUCGCUACCAGCCCGGCAGCUCCACAGCCCCAACCACAUCCACGACCGUGAGCAGCAAGCGGUACAAUCGCUUUGGCAGCAACCGCUCCAAGGCGACGUCUACGACCACGACCACGCAGAACACACCCGCGGAUCGGCCCAGCUUCGGACGCAAGUCGCCCAAUCCCCGGCGGCCUGUGUUCAUCAGUCGAGAGGUCAACGAGCCGCUGGCCGCGACCAGCAAGCGCCCUCUCAACUACAACAGCGACAGCAGGCUGAAGCUGACACGCCCCACGGCCCGCACCACCAGCACCACUGAGAGCGCAGAGCAGGAGGAAGAGGAUGAGGCCCAGCAGGAGCAGGAGCUGGAAGAAGAGGUAGACAGCGGAGAGCAGUACGAGCAGGAGUCUGGGGAACGGCCAGAAGAUCACUCUGAGUCGUCCAGUUUGGAGAAGCUGCCGCUCCAGGAGGAGGGAGAGGUAACCCCAGUGAUAGUCACCCAGAACGAAGCUGCCAUCCCCGAGACGGUUACCCAAAAUGAGGAGGAUGCGGACCCGUCCAGCACCAGCAGCACCGAAGAGUCCCAGACCGAUUCGUCGGAGACCACAAGCUCCAGUGAAGGCACCACCACCCUGCCCGCCAGUAAUGACUAUGAGUACGCAGAGGAUGAGGAAAAGGAAAAGGAGAAGGCUACCACACCUAUGCCUCUGGAGAGUGAAUCCACCGAAGAGAUUCUGGUGGAGGGCACCACGGAAAUGCCAGUGCCAGAGAGCAUUCCCAAGCAGGAGCAGGAUCCUGUUAUUCCCAGGCAGGUGGAAGCAGCCACUCCUAAGCAGGAGGAUCCUCAUUCUCCCACCCCCAAUGAUAAGGCCAAGCAGGAGGAAGAAUCCGAGUCAUCCGAUUACGAUGACGAAGAGGGUCUCGGCGAGGGCGAGGAGUACGAGUACGAGGAUGAGGAAACGGGCGAGGCAGAACCCGAGGAUUCCACCAGUGAGACAGAAACGCAGCACUCUAGCUCCAGCUCUAGGCCAACGACCAGCAGCGAGCACGAGGAAGAGCGCGAGGUCAUCUCCGUGGUGACCACCAAGAGCGUGGUCAAUGGCUCAACAGUGCUUCCGGCUCCGGUAACGCCGAGUAUACCCCCGGAUGAGGGCAAGCCAGAAGAGGUCCAGACAGAGGAGGAGUUCACAGAUCCAGAUCUUCAAAAAAAAAACCUGCCCGCGAACGGGGACACUGCCAAUGCCACCGAGAACUAUGUCGUAGUGGCAUCGAUACUGCCAAGCCGGAGCAUCAACGGAGCCCGCUUUCUGCCCUUCCCGGCCAUCGAGCAGGAGGAGACCAAGCAGAUGCUCUCCGAGCUGGAGCGCAAGGUGCACUCCAAGCAGCAGCAGCAGCAGCCCCCACAGAAGCAGCCGGAGAGCAGCGAGGAGCCGAGCACUUCCACCUCGUCCACAUCCACAGCCCCGCCACUGGCCGCCUCCACAGAAAGCAUCAUCGAUAAACUGGACCGUGUGCAGUCGGAGCUGUCCAGCGGCCUGCUGUCCGGGAAGUAUCCGAUCAUUAGCCAAAUGGAUUCCUCCACACCAGCCACGAGCACCACACUGGGAUCCGGAUCCGGGUUAGGUCCAUUUGCGCCGCACAUCAGGAAGUUCCAACGAAAGACCACGCCGGCUCCGAGCAACACGAGCAGUGGCAGCAGUCGGGUCAAGGUGCAGCACUUUGACGAGAGCGAAAUGGAUGAGCUGGCCGGACUCCUGCCUGUCGGAUUCAAGCCGAAGUCGAGCUACAAGAACCGAAAGAUCACAACCACCACCUCUAAGACAGAAGCGCCCGCCGUGGAGCCGCCUAGGAAGCCAGGACGCAACAGCACCAUCAGUCGGUCCUUCAAGAACGGUCAGGUCACAGUACAGGAUGUGGCGUUGGCGGGUCUGCUGCCCAAGGGCUACAAGCCACCCAGGACAACAGCUAAAACCACCAGCACGACAACGACGACGACCAGUCCGGACGAGGGCAGCAGCAGCUCCAGUCUGGAGAGUCUCUUCAGUGGCGUCAAGUUCGAGGACAACAUCUCCAAGUUCCUGCCACCCGGCUUCAAGCUGAACAGCACCACCGUUGCGACGACCACGCCCCGAUCCCAUCCCGUGGCCGUGCCUUUCGAUGAUCUGAGCAAGUUCUUGCCUCCUGGCUACAAAGCGCCCGCCAAGGAGAAGGCCGACGCCAUCCCCAAGCUGCCCGAAGGUGUGAAACCCAUCAAAAUAGAGGAUCUGAGCGCUCUCCUACCGCCUGGCUUCAAGCUGAACGAGACCGCCAAGGCGGACACUUCGAGCGACGAGGAUCUGCUGCCCUCUCUGCUGCCCCCGGGAUUCAAGUCACCGAAGGUACAUCCAGCCUCCACUUCAACCUCCACCUCCACUACAACAAAUAAGCCCAAGGCGGUGGCGUCAAGCACCACUGAAGCGCCAGCAAGCGAAGGAAGCGGCCUAAAGGUAGUCUUCCCAAAAGGCUUUCAUAAGCGUCUCGGAUCCCAUCGCCUGACCAUGCCGCACCCCGGAAAUGAUGGCCAGGCUGAUGCAGUCACGCCCUCAUCCGACGGAACCCCGCCGGUGGUCAUCAAAAAGGGUCCACCCACGCGAGCCACCACGGAGUUCACCGGCUGGCCCACACCGCCCACCACCCCGCUGUCCAUCGAGAAGCUGAAUGCCCAGACAAUCAACUUUGAGGAUCUGCUAACGCCCAGCGCGAGCAGCAGCACCACCAACACCAGCACAUCGACAACGAGCACCACGACAACGACAACACCGCGGCCGAAAAAGCCGGGACACUGCACGGCCGACUGUGAUCUGGCGGCCACCAUCAAGAUCAUCGACGGCGUGGCCUGGAAACCCGAGCUCCUGGAUCACAACACGCUCGAGUGGAAGAAUCUGGCCCACGAGCUGGAGGCUCAACUAAAUGAAGUGUACUCCAGCGCCGAUCAGCUGAACAAGUGGUACAAGAAGGUGCGCAUCGAUAGCUUCAGCAAGGGCAGUGUGCUGGUCGACUACUACGUGGAGCUGGCCAACAUAACGGAGGACGUGGACACGCAGGAGAUCCGGAAGCUGUUCCACGAUGCGCUAACCAAACCUGUGGCACCUGCGCUGCCCGACAAAGAUGCCGAGGAGAAUGAGACGGACAGCGUGUCCGGGCCGCGGGAGGAGCAACUAGUCACGGCCAGCUAUCAGAUGGGCAAAUACAUCAUUGAUCCGGUGGCCACCGAUUUUAGUGUCAUAGCCAUGAACCUGAACACAAAUGUGGAGUUUGCAGAGGAGGAUCUGCUCAUUCCCCAAUGGGCCACAGUCGUGAUUGUGAUUGGAGUUGGUUCCCUGGUCUUUGUCAUCAUCUUUGGCGUCACAGUGCUGCUCAAUCGUCAGAAGAGGGCCAAGAAGACGCCGAUUCCCUUGACCAAUGACAUUCUGAACGAACUGAAGGUCAACCACAUGGGUGGUGCGGACAACUACGGUGUGGAUGACUUCUACAACAUUGAUGAUCCCUGGAACGAUAGCAAGCAGCCGAUAAAGCCGAAACGCUUUACCAAUUCGAUGCACGGCAGUAAUAGCUCCAACAUCUACGACAGCUGGCGCUCCACCCGUCAUCCGCACAGCAAUGCCGACUAUUUCUAUGCCCAGCAGCCGACGUACUCGCAGAAGGGUGACUCCCUGAAGUGGCCGCAUCAUGGCCACCAGUAUCCCACCCAUACCCAUCAGCAGCAACAGCACCAGCAGCAUCCGCAGCAGCAUCAGCAGGCAUAUGGCCACCAAUAUCCGGAUGCCUUUGCCGAUGCCCACCAGAUGUACAGCUAUAACAAUCAUGCGAGUCGGACGCGCUAUUCGCGCGACUACGACCCCGAUUUCUAGUUAAGCCACUGCUGCAUCCGCAGCAGCAUCAGCAGGCAUAUGGCCACCAAUAUCCGGAUGCCUUUGCCGAUGCCCACCAGAUGUACAGCUAUAACAAUCAUGCGAGUCGGACGCGCUAUUCGCGCGACUACGACCCCGAUUUCUAGUUAAGCCACCGACUACACUACACUACACUACACUGCCCAUCCACGCACUAGCUUUAGUAACUUGCGAACGAUUUUGUGUUGUGUUGGGUUGUAACUUAAUAGCCUAAAGUAUCAUAGUACUUACAUAUAAUGCUGCUACUACAUACUCGUAUUUAUCGUACAGUACUGCAGUACAGGCUGCUGGCUUGGCUCAAAAGUCGUCCCGGUUUUCUGUACCCACAGCCAGAGGUACGGUAUUCUAAAUGGAGCUGCUAUAUCUGGAUGCGAUGUAAUGCGAUAAAGCUAUUUUAGAUGAUACAGAACAGAACUUGGGGUCGUAUCCCCGGAAAAUAAAUAGUCAUGCACUCUUA